This is a messenger RNA of Cynara cardunculus var. scolymus (artichoke), 1263 nucleotides long. Its product is annotated as probable protein phosphatase 2C 65. Gene Ontology annotation, molecular function: protein serine/threonine phosphatase activity. The coding region runs from base 1 to 1263 and encodes 420 amino acids. NCBI's taxonomy places the organism in Eukaryota, Viridiplantae, Streptophyta, Magnoliopsida, Asterales, Asteraceae. Gene Ontology annotation, biological process: protein dephosphorylation. The record is from RefSeq and is a predicted model, not a curated record. The transcript has 5 exons.
AUGGGUGCGUGUUGUUCGUGCCAAAUGGGCGUGAGAUACCGAGGGGACUUAUCGGAUGACCAUGGUGUCAAACCAAAAGAUAGCGAGGCCGAGGACAAUGACCAGAUCAUAACCAUCGGCGAUUGUGGGGCCCGUGUGCGGUUACAAGGAUCGACCAAAUUUGUAUCCAUGUUCACUCGACAAGGACGAAAAGGGACCAAUCAGGACGCGAUGACCGUUUGGGAAAACUUCGGUGGUGAAAGGGAUGUGGUUUAUUGUGGUGUAUUUGAUGGACAUGGUCCAUCUGGUCACAAGGUGGCACGUUAUGUACGCGAUGCCUUGCCAUCGAAACUCUCGUGGUUGUUUAGAGAUUCACACGUUCAUGGGAAAAGUUGGUCGAAUCAGGAUCAUGGUUCAGAUCAAAAGGUAAUCAAUCUCAAUGAUAGUAACGAUCCCAUUCUACGUUCGUGGCAAGCAAGCAUCACUGAAUCGUUCAAAGAGGUGGACGAAGAUCUUGAAGCAGAUUCGAGUAUCGAUAGCUACGGUAGUGGCACGACGUCUGUAUCUGUACUCAGACAGGGUGACAACUUGCUAAUUAUGAACCUAGGAGAUUCGCGAGCUCUUCUUUGCACGAGAAGUAACGAUGAUAAGCUUCAUCCAGUCCAACUCACAGUCGACUUGAAACCGAGCAUUCAGAGUGAAUAUGAAAGAAUAAAGAACAGUGGCGGGAGAGUACAAGCGAUGGAACAUGAACCGAGCGUGUUUAGGGUAUGGAUGCCUGAUCAAGAUUGCCCGGGACUUGCAAUGUCGAGGGCUUUCGGGGAUUUCUGUUUGAAAGAUUACGGACUUAUCUGUGUUCCCAAUAUAUUUUACCGAAAACUAACAGACGAAGAUGAAUUUGUGGUCUUAGCGACUGAUGGAGUAUGGGAUGUGCUGACAAAUAACGAGGUGGUCAAAAUAGUUGGUUCAGUGAAAAAACGAUCAAUGGCUGCAAGAUUUCUCAUUGAUCAUGCGGUGCGAGCAUGGAGAUACAAGUACCCGGCUUCAAAAAUCGAUGAUUGUGCGGUCGUGAUCUUGUUUUUCAAGAAACAACGACUGUUGUUAUCGAAAUCAUCAUCAGAAGAUUUGGAUCUAAUAAAUUCGGAUCAUCCGGAUCUUGACGCGAUCAAGAACCCAAAAAAGACAGGGGAUGAUGGCCUCGACACUGUACUAAAUUACCAUAUUAAGGAAGAUGAAAGUAAAAUGAGAAAAGCAGCCAAGAAAAUACAGUUGAUCGAAGAGUAA